AUGCGGCGGGUCCCGCUGCUGCCGCUGCUGCUGGCCGGGCUGGGGCUGGGGCUGGGGGGGGAACCGGAGCCGGCCGCCCCCUCGGGCGCACAGUGCCUGGAGGACGACUGCUUCAGCAUAUUUUGGGCAAGUCAACCCUUCGCGGAGGCCAGCGCGGCCUGCAACCGGGGCGGCGGGCACCUCAUGACCGUCCGGUCCACCGUGGCGGAGGACGCUAUCGCCGUUUUGGUGCAGAACCGUAGCGGGCAGCUCUGGCUUGGGUUACAUCUCUCGCCUCUUUGUACCGAACCGGCCCAACGCCUCCGCGGUUUCCAGUGGGUGACGGGCGACCGCCGCACUGAUUAUUCCAACUGGGCGUCGUCGGGGCAGCGGUGCGGGCAGCGCUGCGUGACUGUGUCGCGGGAGCUGCGGUGGGAAGAGCAGCGUUGCGAGGAGCCGGCUGACGGUUUCCUCUGCGAGUACAACUACGCGGGCAGCUGCCCUCGCCUGCCUCCCGCCGAGGGGUUGUCGGUCACCUACACCACCCCCUUCGGCGCCCGUGGCACGGAUUUUCUGGCCUUGCCGCCCCACAGCACCGCCGGCAUCCCGGCCAUGGGGCUGGAGCUGCACUGCAACGAGGAAGGAGAAAGCGGGGGGCUGCGCUGGGGUCACGCCACCCCGGGAGCUUGGCCCUGCCGCUUGGCCAACGGGGGCUGCGAGGGGACGUGCGGCGAGGAGGGAGGCCGGCCGCGCUGCUCCUGCCCCGACGGCAAGGUGCUGGGCGCCGACGGCCGCGGCUGCAGCUCGCCCUGCGCCGGCGCACCCUGCCAGCAUCACUGCGUCGUCAUCGGCACCACCUUCCUCUGCAUGUGCGAGUCGGGCUACCGGCUGGCCGCCGACGGCAGCAGCUGCGAGGAUGACGACGACUGCGCCGUGCUGCCCAGGGUGUGCGAGCAAGUCUGCGUCAACACCGAGGGCGGCUUCGAGUGCCACUGCCACCGUGGCUACAAGAUGGUGGAAGGGCGCUGCCGGCCCGUCUCCCGCUGCUACGAGGCGCUCUGCGAGCAGCAGUGCGAGGAGGUGCCCGACGGGUACCGCUGCAGUUGCUUCCCCGGCUACGCCGUGGACCCGCAGGCGCCCACCCGCUGCUUGCUGCACUGCAACCGCAGCCAGUGUCCUGCCGAGUGCGACCCGCACACCCUGUCCUGCGAGUGCCCCGACGGCUUCUUGCUGGAUGGCGAUGAGGCCAGCGGGCAGGUCUGCGUGGACAUCGACGAGUGCGACAUGAACUUCUGCCAGCACAACUGCACCAACCACCCCGGCGGCUACGAGUGCCACUGCCAAGCUGGCUACCAGGUCUUCAGAGAGAACCACUGCAUCAAAAUCUCAGAGGAGGACGAGGAGGGAGCGUUCUCAGGGGAUUUCAGGCCUGAUCCCCUGACACCCAUCCCCAGCCGGACCCCGCCGAAGGCAAAGCACCUCCACCCCGGCGCUCUGGUGGGCAUCGCCAUGGGCGUCCUCUCCACAGCCCUGGCUCUUCUGGCAUUGGGGUACCACCUGGCGAAGAAGCACUGCAGGCCCCCCAGCACCAUGGAUUACAAGUACAGUGGCCCCCACGAAAAGGAGAUGGGACUUCAGCCGGUCACCUCGGCGUCUGCCACCUCCAGCCAGAAACUAUAGGGAGACUGGGCAGGACGGAGAGAGGGAGAUGGACGAAACUGGGUAACAUUUAUUCUCCCCCCGCUCCCUGUAAUUUUUUAAUGAUAAUUUGGGAAAAGCUGUGAUCACCUCCAUUUCCAAAAAUACUCACUGCUUUCCAAUACUCGCGGCAGAGAGCGGGGAAGGUGGAAGGCACCGAGUGCUGCUCCGUUUCUUCUCCCUUCGUUCGGCUUUUCUUCUCCCCCAGCCAGCGGUUGCAGGGGUGUGGGGGGGCUUGAAAGAAAAAACGCCUGUGUGUUUAAACUGACUGUUUAAAUCCGCAUCGACAAGGGGACAAGAGCACCCCUGCCAUGGCUGGCCAAGUCCUUGCGGACCGUGGAAGAUCGCCUGGCCCCAAAUCCCCUCCCCGGCCGGGAAACAUGCCGCUGGGCUGGAGAUGACAGUUCUCCCCAGGGUAGCGAGGAGCUGGGAUGCUUCUGCCUUUGCCUGGGUUGGGUUUAGGUUUUUUUUUAAACUGGUGGGUGAUGGAGAAGGAGCAACAAUCUUGGCCUCAGCACUUUGCUUCACUCCUCUGCUCUCCUCUGCCUCAUCAGCAGAAAUCUGGUUUUGUUCCUCCCCCCAACCCAUCUUUUGCCUCUCACCUCUGGCAGCUGCGCACUUUUCACCUUAAAUCACUAGUGACAGUGGAGACCCUGCUGAGUGUCACUGCAUGAGGGCUAAAAUGCCUGAUUGCUAUUCCCUUUUACAGUUCUGGGGCUUUUUUGAGGGGGGUGCAGAGGUUAGAUGGGGAUACUGGGAAUGCCAUGGUAAUUUUUUCCAUGGUAGGAAAGGUUGGUUGCAGUGCCGGGGAGCCUCGUAUUCCCCACACAAUUUCUUCUGUGAUUUUCUGCUGUUGUUGAGUUUAACUGUUUGGUUGUGGGUUUGUUUUUUUUUUUUUAAUUAAAACAAACAAACAAACAAACAAAAACACUUAACUGACCCCUCUUUUCCACAGGGUGUUUUUUUCCUGGUUUUCCUUUAGUCUUUUCCAAGGCUGAGUCUAACCCAUGUUAAAGCUCAUGGCAAAACUUUCCUGGGAGGCAGGAUCUGGCCCACUACUUGCUUCCCGGCCACGGAUUAGCGGGGCAGGGGGGGAAACUGGAAAAAUAUUUUAUGCGUUUUUCCAGCUCCAUCGUUCGGCGAGGAGAGGAGGGGCAGCUCUGCAAAGCCAGCAUGGUGCGGGGCAGAGCUGGUGGGACGGGGGGCAGCGGGGGUCCUGUUCCGGCAGCCAGGGUGGGGUGAAGCCGGCAGAAUGGGUGCUGACAGCUUUAUGCCAGUGAAAUAUCAGCCAGCAGCAGCUCUUGGCUUUCCCGCGGGAAGUUUUGCAGGCCUGGGGUCAGAACUUGGGAGGGAUGGAUGCUGCAGAGGGGCUGUGGAGCCUGGGGGGGGUUGUGUCCCCCCAGAUCCAGCCCCCCUUUAUAUGCUAAGUGAGCUUGCUCUCACACCGUGUUUCCCCCUCCCCAUAUGAUAAAGCUACGUUGCAGCAAGGAAAAUAAAAAAGAUACACGUUGCAUGAGCCGUAGCUUUCCUAAUGUAAAUGGUUCCACCCACUGUUUUAUACACAUUUGUAAAUACUUAUUUAUUUAUUGGAAAUAUACCCUACGCAAUGCACAAUCACAUGGUGAUUUUGUGUGUAGACCAAUAAAGCUUUUACAGUCUGGUUUAUAGAAAGCCA
Tyto alba (common barn owl) is the source of this 3352-nucleotide messenger RNA. It is a transcript of the gene THBD, whose product is annotated as thrombomodulin. Lineage: Eukaryota; Metazoa; Chordata; Aves; Strigiformes; Tytonidae. The transcript has a single exon. Gene Ontology annotation, cellular component: membrane. The record is from RefSeq and is a predicted model, not a curated record. Bases 1 to 1659 code for a protein of 552 amino acids. Gene Ontology annotation, molecular function: calcium ion binding; transmembrane signaling receptor activity.